Messenger RNA from Perca flavescens (yellow perch), 342 nucleotides. RefSeq names its product myosin-7-like. Gene Ontology annotation, cellular component: myosin complex. The transcript is spliced from 4 exons. The record is from RefSeq and is a predicted model, not a curated record. NCBI's taxonomy places the organism in Eukaryota, Metazoa, Chordata, Actinopteri, Perciformes, Percidae. The annotation marks the transcript as partial.
UUGAAGGUGCGUGAACUGGAGGCAGAGGUUGAUGCUGAGCAGAGACGUGGAGGAGAUGCCAUUAAGGGUGUCCGCAAAUAUGAGAGGAGAGUGAAGGAGCUCACCUAUCAGACUGAGGAGGACAAGAAAAAUGUUGCCAGGCUGCAGGAUCUAGUUGACAAGUUGCAGCUCAAAGUCAAGGCCUACAAGAAGCAGGCCGAGGAGGCGGAGGGGCAGGCCAACACUCAUCUGUCCAAGUGCAGGAAGGUGCAGCAUGAGCUGGAGGAGGCUGAGGAGUCCCAGGUCAACAAGAUGAGAGCCAAGAGCCGCGACUCUGGCAAGGGAAAAGCGGCAGCUGAAUAA